This is a messenger RNA of Cyphomyrmex costatus, 1717 nucleotides long. It is a transcript of the gene Dronc, whose product is annotated as Death regulator Nedd2-like caspase. Gene Ontology annotation, biological process: proteolysis; regulation of apoptotic process. Gene Ontology annotation, molecular function: cysteine-type endopeptidase activity. NCBI's taxonomy places the organism in Eukaryota, Metazoa, Arthropoda, Insecta, Hymenoptera, Formicidae. The transcript has 6 exons. The record is from RefSeq and is a predicted model, not a curated record. The coding region runs from base 379 to 1599 and encodes 406 amino acids.
CAGCCGUCUGUUUCUAUUUCUCAUAAAUCUCUCAGUUGCUCUCAGUAGUCAGUAGUCAGGUAGUCAAUUAGUCAUCUUUAGGUACCCUUAGGAAAAGUGGUGAAGAUUCAAGUGUUAUAUUAUCUUCGGAUUAUAGCAUCAAGAAAGUAGGUUCGGCAAUCAGUGACCGAGUUAUAUCCUAGGCUUGGAGUGUGGGAGCAAUAAAAAGGAAGAAGGCAACGGAGAAGAAGAUAAAUAUAAUUGAUGCAAUUUUAUUAAGUUUGUCUGGUCUUUUUGGAAAGAUUUGAGUGAAUUAUAUCGUAGGCUAGUAAGCCAGAUACGUACGCAGGAUAUUAAAACGCAGAUUCUUUGAAGUGAAUAUCUCAUUUCAUCUUCAAGAUGGACCAAAAGGAUCGCGAACAAAUAGAUAGCUGCUGCGAAAGUAUUGCAUCCAAAAUUGACCUGACGACACUCUUACCAAGAUUAUUAGAAAACAAAGUUUAUAACAAAGAUGACGUAAAUAUUCCACGGUGGUUGAAGGACCUUGAGGCACAAAAUACAGUCAAAGAUGUAUUAUUAACAAUUAAAACACGAGGACCAAAUGCAUUUAAAAAUUUGAUUCUUAGUUUAAGACAGUCCAAUCAUGAAGAUGUAGCUGAUAUAUUAGAGAAAGAAAAUAGUGCAAAUAAUGAUACAAAUUUUAGGCAAGAAAAUUCAAUGACUCAUCAUACUUAUUCUGAAGAACCUUUAACAAUUAAAUUACGUAAAGCUACAAAAUUCUUAGACCGUGAUUAUGAUAUCAUUGAGCGAUAUCCCAUGCGAAGUAACCCUCGUGGAUUGGUAUUGAUAAUCACUAAUAUUUUUUAUGAAUCAUCGUGUGAAAACCCUAGAUUUUCAGCAAAGCAUGACAAUAAUAAUUUAAAGGAAUUGUUUGAAGAAAUGGGUUUUACAGUUUUUACCUAUUUUGAUUUAAAAGGACAGGAAAUAAAAAAUACAAUUAAAACAUUUUCAAAAAGAGACGAUCUAAACAAAGUUGAUUCAUGCUUUGUAAUCGUUACAAGUCACGGUAUGGAAGACAAAGAGAAUAAUACAGAGAUCCAAGGUACUGAUUAUCAUAUUGUAAGCAGGGAACCGAACUAUGAAAAAGUUUUGUGCACAGAAAUCUGUGAUUACUUUACUGCAGAAGCUUGCCCUCAACUUGCAGAAAAACCAAAGAUCUUUAUUUUCCAACUUUGUAGAGGGAAGAAAAUACAGAAAGGUGUAUCUCACUCCAAAAUCACCACAGAUUCUUGUAAAAUGAAAUCAACGAAUGAAUACAAUGUAAAAACACCUCACAUUCAAACAAUAAGAAAUUAUUCAGAUAUGCUUAUAGUUCAAUCUACUUUACCUGGAUAUGUUUCCUAUCGAGACUCUGACACUGGCAGUUGGUUUAUACAAAUUCUUUGUAAAGUAUUCAUGAACCAUGCUCACUCAAAUCACCUUCAAGAUUUAUUUAACAUGAUUGAUGCAGAGUUGAAAGUUCAUAGAACAAUAAACUACGAAUGUCAGACGUCGUCUGUACAGUCAUUGGGAUUUAACAAACAUUGUUAUCUCAAUCCCGGUCUUUUUAUGGAAUCGUGACGAAAAAAGGGAAAGUAUGACGCUGUGCAUAAGCAAAAAUAUGCACUAUUUUCACACUUUAUCACGAGUAUUUUUUAAUGUAUUUGAGUAUCAGUACUAUUUUAUAUAAACAGUGUAU